ACAAGCAACUAGAUAAGGAGUUGAAUAUGACCACACCAUCCCCACGAUCAACAUCCUCCCAAGCAUCAACCACUCGUACCUAUGUUGUUACCGACAAGGAUCGUGAGAAGGUAACAUCUACUUGGAUGCGUGUUAUGAGAAAAAAAAGCUAUGGGAAUGCAAAAGAAGGGUGGUACCAUCUCCAUAACUAUCCCGGAAAGCGUGUUUCUUAACGAAAAUGGGUUGGAUGUUUCACUUGACUUUGAAGACUUGCUUGAUUGGUGUUUCCAAAGGGAGGUCGAAGAAUCGCAAAUGAAGGUCUUCAUGAAGCACCUAAAAGAACGUUGUCAAAAAGAAGGUGUCUCAGGAAUGUAUGGGUUCUGUGACUGUAAUGUUCUUUCACCAUUGACACCGACAACGGAUGAGCAAGUUCGAUCUGACUACUUAGCCCAUGUUUUUGGAACCAAUAAGGGGAAAAAUGUUAAUCAAUUAUUCUUUGCUCCUUAUAAUGACAAGUUUAGUUUCUUUUUAUUUUUUUUUUAUAGAUCUGAGUUAUGUUAAAUCCUCAAAUUUUAAUUAAUCCCAUUACUAUGUAUUUAUUUUACAAUAUAUCUAGUUUGCAUUGGACGUUAGCGGGGAUUAGUCCAUGGAAUGAGUUGGUGUAUUGGUUAGAUCCACUUGGAGCAGAAAACGAAAUCAACUCAUUUGCACAAAAAAUCAUCAAUGAGGGAAUAGUUAAAUUCAGCAUGAAGCAUCGAAAAGAUAUCAAGAAAAUAAAAAAGAAUCCAAAAAUAGGGUGGAAGCAACCACGUUGUCCUCUACAAUCUGCAUACACAAAGCAAUGUGGUUUCUUUGUAUGUCGCUAUAUGCUGGACAUUAUACAGAACAGGGUAUUAUGGAUUUCUGAGCAGAUUUUUCCCAAAGAUCCUUGCACAUAUUCUUCAGAAGAAAUUGACGAGAUUAGACACUUAUGGAUUCAAUAUGUUCUUGAUCAUGAGGAGCCGGAAGAACCUUAGUGAUUGGUGAUUACAACAUGAUACUGUUAGUCUUGAUACUUGAAAAAUCUCUACAUUUUGUAUUUUGAUACAUAGGCAAUUAGCUAUUACUGUGUACAUAUAUUAGUACUGUGUUGGAUAUAUAUAGUUUGAUGCAUAUAUAUAUAGGAAAUUCAAGUUUAUAACAGGGAUAAACUUGAGUUGUUUAUCUCAGGGUAUAAAAGUAAUUUUCUUCCAGUAAGU
Molecule: messenger RNA, 1217 nt
Organism: Chenopodium quinoa (quinoa)
Lineage: Eukaryota; Viridiplantae; Streptophyta; Magnoliopsida; Caryophyllales; Amaranthaceae
Exons: 5
Coding region: 534-995 (153 amino acids)
Source: RefSeq, a predicted model, not a curated record